GACCCGUUGACAGUCAGCUGGCCUCUUUCCAAAAGUCGCGACGCGAUGCCGCUUAACGUGGUUAAAUUACUGGGUUUUUCAGUCGUUUUUCUUGUGAUUUUCGGUGAGAUCGAGAAUCAUGUGUCGUCCCCGAAUCGCUGGGACAGGCAAACUUCGCCGCGUUCCCCUUUUUCGGGGCGGAAUCCCUCUUUUUCCGGUCGCCCGGGCCGGUCUCCGAGCCCUUCAAGAGGGGAUCCCUCUGCGAGCCCAAGGCGGAAACAUGGGGGUGAUAGUCCCCUGCGGAUCGGGGUGACUCUCAACCAAGGCAUAUUCAAGUGCAGGUGGACGUGGGGGAAAAUGACAUCCGACGCGAUGGCCGAGGAAAAAUUCAAAAAAUUCAUGGUUGAUUUCAAUAAGAAUUAUGGGAGUACAGACGAAAAAUUGAAGAGGCUUAAAAUUUUCCAGACAAAUUUAGAAAUAAUUGACCAAUGGAACCGUGAACAAGGAACUAAAAGAGAUGGCUCCCCGAAUAAAGCAUUUGGAAUUACCGAAUUUGCCGAUUUGACACAAGAAGAGUUUGCCGAGAAAUACUUGAUGAAACCCGGGAGAAUCAAUGAAGGUUUCAAUAUCGAAAAACUCAAGGAUCUCGUAAAGAAAAGAAAAGAGGAAAGCGAAACUGAUGAAAGCGAAACUGAUGAAAGCGAGGCUGAUAAAAGCAAGUCGAAAGGAAGAAACUCCCCAAGAAAAGCUCGGAGCAGAGAAAAUACCAAAGCCAAACGGUCGUCUAAAAAACCUGAAUCCGACGAUCAAGGACUAGCUCCUCGAAUGGUUGGCAGCAGUUCUGGUUCAAGCUCUGGGCCUCCUCCUUCUUACUUCAGCUGGAGCGAUGAAAGUUAUUACCCUCCUGUCCAACACCAGGGAAAUUGUGGCGCAUGCUCUGAGAUGUCUUUACAAUCAGUUUUGGCAAUUUUGUACUCCAAAAGGAAGGGAGCAUCAAAGCCUCUCUCGACGCAACAACUUCUGGACUGUGUCGAAAAUAAUUCUUGCGAAGUUGGCGCUACAUACCAAAUGCUGUUGGAGACCUACAUGUUGAAAGAUGACGUUUUUUUGGCUCAAGAGGGGGAUUACCCUUACAGAGCAGUAACUCAGGAAUGUCGACAUCGUAAUGUUCGGCUACGCGGAAUCGUGAAAGUCGUACAAAUGGUACACUCCAGAAGCGAGAACGAAAUAAUCAAUAAUGUGCGAAGAACCCCAUUCGUUGUGUCAUUAGUGGGUCAAUAUCUACAGCAUUAUACAGGCCCGGAUGUCAUCGUAAACUGUCCCAAUAAUGAAACGCCAACCCAUGGUGGAGCUCUCGUCGGCUAUGGAAUACACGAUGAUGUCCCAUACUACCUUAUACGGAAUAGCUGGGGUAGUAAUUAUGGCAUUAAAAACGGUCACGUCAUGAUCAAGAGGGGUACGUGUUGCACUCACUUGUGCACACUCGGAUUCCAAAUACGCACAAAAACCGCUGCAGAUGUUGCAUGAUACAUUCAAUUUGCUAUUCUUUUUAGAACUUAGUUUAGAAUUAAUGUUAAACAUACGUUCGAUUGGUUGUACUUUUAUUGUCCUAAUUAUAUUUUAUUCUCUUUUGGCCAUUGUACAA
Messenger RNA from Bemisia tabaci, 1624 nucleotides. RefSeq lists its product as uncharacterized. NCBI's taxonomy places the organism in Eukaryota, Metazoa, Arthropoda, Insecta, Hemiptera, Aleyrodidae. Gene Ontology annotation, biological process: proteolysis. The record is from RefSeq and is a predicted model, not a curated record. Gene Ontology annotation, molecular function: cysteine-type peptidase activity.